UUUUUAUGGCCGUCAGGAAGGUUUUACAAAUCAAAAACUCCAUAAAUUGAAAUUAUAAAAUAUAAAGAUCUAUUAAGGUCUAUGUCCAUGCCUCGAAGUGUCCUGUUGACACUUUUACAGGCGUCUCUUUUACUAUUGUGCAUUUGUCGGUCGGUCUGUCUAUCUAUCUAUAUGUCUGUCUGUAUGUCUAUCUAUCUGUCUGUCUGUAGGAAAAUUGCAUUUGGGGCCACAUGAGUAUUUCUUGUUGCAGUACCACGAGUGGCCACCAAGAGGCUAAAUGCUGCCCUCUACAGUUUAACGUCCUGAAUCACAGUUCUCCUCCCCCUCGAACUCUGACUGUUGAUUUAAGAUCUUAUCAGACAAAACAUCCCAUAAAUCUGGUAUGGCAUUUUGACAACACACACUUCAGAGGAUCCAGACCUGUGACCUGUCUCUGUGAGCCAAUCAGCAUCAAGUGGGCGUGUUUCCCACUUGAUGCUGAGGCACAGCAGUCACUAAGGCACUUGUCCUUAGUGACUGUGGCAGCAGUUGGACGUAUUUGGCGUCGGAGAGGGAGGAGAUAGAGGAGGAAGAGUCUUCCGUUUGUCUGCCUAUCAGAUAUCACUCAUUCCAACAUGCUGGAUGCAUAUAUAAUACAUAAUAUAUAAUAUAAUGCAUAUCUUAAUCUCACUUAAAUACAAUUCUAACUCUAAAACCAAAUCUUAGCCUCUUACAGUUGUCAGGAUCAUAAAGAGCUUUGACACAGGAUGUGUUCUGAGCUCACUACAAACAAACACGCACACACAUGCAUGGAGCAGACAGACAGGUUGGUGGAGGUUCCUCCCUCCGGCUGGUAUGCUGCCAAACAGGUUUGUGGUUGACGUGGUUGUAAGAAAACCGCUCCACACACACACACACACACACCAGCCUAACUCACAGUGAUGCGUACAAGUGUCUGAAAACAAAGCACAAGUUAAAGCCGCGGUUCUUCCAGAACGCUUGGACGGUUGGAUUGGACUGCAGUGUGGGACAGGUGUUGGCUUCAAUGGCAGCCUUGUCCAUGGUGUGGAUCCCGGUGCUGUCCCUGCUGCAGCUGGCCCACUGUGCAGUCACUUCCAGACAUGCUGCAGGAGAGCCGGUGCUGUUGGACGAGCCGUCAGCCGCCUCCUUCCUGACACGCAGGCUGCUGUACAACAGCUGGGACUUUGAGGUGGUGGUGCCUGAUGAUCUGGAGAGAGAGUGUGUGGAGGAGAUGUGCAGUUAUGAGGAGGCCAGAGAAGUGUUUGAGGACGACGCUCAGGCGGACUCAUUUUGGACCAACUACGUCAACAGUCACGAGUAUGCUCCCAGAGUGGAUGUGUCGGGUUUGGUCGCAGGGAUCAUGGCUCUACUUGUGUCUGCUGUUAUUGCUACUGUACUGGGAAUCUACUGCUACAAAGCCAAGCAGAAGAGUGGGCGGAGAUCACAACAAGCUCCAGUGAGGAUGGCAGCAGACGGCCGUCCAUCCACAGAGAUGGUGCCGCUCACUGGGAUCCCCGCUCCAGGUCUACCCAGCUACAAUGAGGCUCUGCACCACAGUGGACAGCAUGAUGCCCCACCGCCUCCAUAUUCAGGGGGGGCGCCAUCAGAGCCUACUGAUCCUGGAGACAACCAAUGAGAGGAAUGGCUGCAUUUGUUUUAAAUGGCUUGAUGGGCUGUUGUUGCAUGUUGUUUUUAUACAGUGUUUAAUGUUUGUGUAUUUACACAGACGGGGCACAGACCCAGAUUUCACACCACUGACCGUGAGAUAAAUCCACAAUGUGUGAAAAGGGUGGGGUUGAUUUUUCUGUGCUUUCAAACUUACGCUCCAUAGUUUUGCAACUGUACAGUAGUUUAUUGUUGACAGGAAUUCAGAGAAUGGUUUAAUAUAAUAAAUAACAAAAACAUGAAA
This is a messenger RNA of Solea senegalensis (Senegalese sole), 1909 nucleotides long. It is a transcript of the gene prrg2, whose product is annotated as proline rich Gla (G-carboxyglutamic acid) 2. Gene Ontology annotation, molecular function: calcium ion binding. The record is from RefSeq and is a predicted model, not a curated record. The transcript is spliced from 7 exons. Lineage: Eukaryota; Metazoa; Chordata; Actinopteri; Pleuronectiformes; Soleidae. Gene Ontology annotation, cellular component: extracellular region. Bases 1025 to 1636 code for a protein of 203 amino acids.